GACAAGUUUACUGAGAGCAGCUCCAGCUUGGGUGGUGUAGUAGGUAGAUGUUUAGUGCACAACAGCCUUUAGACUGGGAAGCAGGACCUAAAACCUAUGGGAUAAAAUAUAGAACAAUUAAGAACUUUGAUUCAAGGAUAUCAUAAAGAAGCUGGCAUCAAGAAUGAAAUAUAGUAUCUGGAAUCUAAGGUAACCAGGAUGCAACUAUAGUACUAAGAAGUAAGCAUUAUAAUAUAAAAACAUGGAAUCCAAGAUAUAUUAUCAGAGACUCAGAGAAGAGAACCAUGGAUAUACAGUGGAGAAUCUAGACUAAAAUGGUUUGUGGAGUCAGUGUAUGCAAUAUAUGACAACCUAGAAGAAGCAAGGAUAAUUAUACAGUUUAACAUUAAAGCAAAGAAAAAAAUAUUUCAGGAGCAGGUUAGAGCCUGGAAGUUAAGACAUCGUAAAGAGCAAUUAGGAAUUACGGGGAAAGAUAAUGGAAGGAUUGCUGAUUUUGAUUUUGAUUUUGAUGGAAGGAUUGCUGAUUUUGUAGAUGAAUGUUUAUUGUGGUAAUUAUCCAGGAAGAGGUGAGGCCAACUUGGCAGUUACCUAGAGUAGGACACUUAAUACCGUAAUAGGCUUACCUGUAUGAAAUACCAGUAGUCCUUCAGAGUUCAAGCAGCAAAACAAGAAGAAAUGUUGACUUAUAAUGCCACACACUCGGCAGAGAUGCUGUAUUAAGGAUCUUUUCAUCUGAAACAAUGGAACUUUAUGUUAGAGUAAAUAUUGUGCAUCAUGUUUGUUAUCUUACAUUAUUUUAUCCAGGAUGGAAUUAUACUGUAGUAAAUCACCGAAUGUGAGCAUAUGGUAGAAGAACACACCCUUUCUUUCAUGGACAUCAUGAGUCACAUUAGUACAAGACUUAUCAGAGAAAAGUACUGAUUAUUUAUGUGGAUUGCAAUGAACAACGGAAGAAUUUUUCUUGAUAAAAACUUGACUUGAUUUGGAACGGUUUGCUUUCGAAUUUACAACCUGGUGGAUGGAAAUGAUAUAAUUUGUUUAGAUUAGAAUGUGGAUUUAAAAAGAAAAAGUCAAAAAAAAAAAAUGCUUAAAAUUAUAUUGUCAUUGUGCUCCAGUUAAUAUAAUUUGUUUGAAAAAUACUGAACAGAUAUAUUCAAUCUAGCAUUAUUGCAAAACAGUUCAGUGGUUUCAUUGAACAGUGUUUCAAUUCAUACUAUAUUUAUGACUACAGUAACAUUUUUACGAAUAAUAAAGAAUAGUACAGAAUAUCUGUCGCAUCAGAUAGGGAUGCAUUAUUUUCAAGUAACUGUUACCCAAGUCCAUGGAGUGUCUUGUUAAAUCUGUUUUUUAUACUACCGUAUAUUAAUGUGAAAUCAAUUAAUUCUCAGCUAGAAUUAUCAUUGUGUAUAACUUCACGGUUGACCUUUACAACAAACAAGGGUCUUUCGCGGUACUUUUUGCAAGUUAUUGAAACUGUUAUUUAUCAAAGAAAAUUACCAUGUCUUGUAUGCUAUGCCAUAGCCGAAAAAGUCGGCCAGACACUCCUCCGAAUGGAUUAGUUCUAAGCCCAGUAGCGAUGCAGGACCAAUUGGAACAUCUUGAGCAGGAACAGGAGCAACUAAACUCAUCUCUACUGGCACUCACAACUCAUUUUGCACAAGUCCAGUUCAGACUCAAACAAAUUGUUCAUGCUCCUAUAGAAGAAAAAGAGUUGCUUCUUAAAGAUUUGGAGCAGUUUGCAUUUGAAGGUUGUCCAGAUGUCCGAGGAUCUACAUCGCAAGAUGCCCAAAUGUUGGAGAAUAUGAGUGAAAAAGAGCAUGAACAAAAGAUGAUGCAGCAACGAGAAAAGCAGAUGGAAUUAAUUAAACAGUUAAAAAAACAGCUUGACGACCUGGAAGAAUUUGCAUAUGAGGAGGGUUCAGGUGAAAUUCCCCAGCGAAAAUUAAUGGACAAACAAGGUGUCAUCAUCGACCAGCUGCGUGACAAACUGGAACUGCCCAUUGAAGAUCUGGAUUCUCUCAGUGUCGAUGAUCUUCGUAGAAUGGUUGACCAGGCUGUGGGUCGGAUUGUGAACCCUGCCAAAGUGAAGGAGCAAGUGAUUGGCCAAUUGAAACAACAGAUCGGUGACCUGGAGAGGUUCAUAUCAUUCUUACAAGGGGAGGUGACAACACCUGGACCAAUGGGAGACCAGGCAUGCUCCUGCAAACUUCAACAGAAAGGAAAUCAUUUGCUGCCACUUGAUGAACAAAGCACAUCAGAAACCAACUCUGAAACACCUUGUUGUACUCAUCCACCAUCACCUGAAAAGUCUACUCCAAUGACAGAGAAAGAGCAUCAGAGGGUAACCGAUUCCAAUUUAUCAGCUGCCAAGAAGAUGUUACGUGUUUUGCAAUACCUUGCAAUCCAUCAGCUUGGCUGUGGCACCUCAAAAAUGAAAGAGAGACUUCCAAAGAAAGAAAGAAAUAUUGAUUAUUAUGAUAUGUUGAAGAAGUUGGACAGAGCUGUGAAUCAUGUGAUAGAGCUGGUAGAAAGACAUAAAGAAGAACCACUAGAACACAUAGAUUACAGUAGUGAUGCAUCAGAUAGUCCAAUUACAAGCAGGAGUCUGGAUGAGAUCACGAUUGCAGUGCGUAAAGAGCUAGCCCCUGUGCUGCGGGAUCUUUUUGAGCAUGGCCUGAUGAAGCACACCACAAGUCAAGCCCUUAUGACCCCUCUCACAACCUGCCUGAUGCCCAGGACAACACCAACUCCUAAAAGGAUACACAUAUGGGAUGUCUUCUUGAAGUAUUAUGAUAUUAAAAAUGGAAAACUGUACACAAGUUCUCCAGCCAGGAAGCUGUCACAAGCGUUUGAUCUGGACAUUGUCGGCGGCACAGCCAUAACGUCAAAGCAAACCCUCUUAGCUGCCAUCGACUUGAUCCAUACCACCCACGACCCUCUGAAAAGGAGUGUCGACUCGCAGUUCAAGGCCUUUGUCUGCAAAGCACUGAAUGAACAAAAACUCACAAGCUGGUGUCGAUUGAUAUGUCGGACUUUGUCCAUUAUUGAUCAUUACUAUUACUCCUGGAGUUAUAUUGUGAAGACAAAUUUUGAUGGCGCUCUUCAGCUUUUGGACAAAUUGAGCGAGAUAAAUUUUAAUCUUCCAGCAGAUCUAGCAGUCAGACAUUUUACAAACAUUCGCGAUGCCUUCUAAGAUUCACAAAACAUUGCCUAUAUUCCAGAUGUCCAUAUAACAGAUAAAAAGAUAAACAUACUUAAAAUCUUGAUAUAUAUAGUAGUGAGCCAGUCAGCUACUGAGCUUAAAGAUGAGUCUGUAUUGUGAAGUCUAACAGAAAGGAGUCUGUAUUUUGAAGUCUAACUGAAAGGAGACUGUACUUUGAAGUCUACAGAAAUGAGUAAACAGAAAUGAGUAUGGAUUUUCAAGUAUAAUUUAUUUUUAUGUGCAAGAUAUAAGAUAGAAAUGUACUCUAUGACAAAGUGCAACAACUCACAUUCCAUGAUCUGAGGUACUUUAAACUAUUGAAUCUUCGAACGAAGCAAUGAUGGAACACCAGUGCAACAGUGUUUUAAAGCGAUAAUGGUUAUAUUGGUGUGUUGGUGCUAGUCGUGGUAGAGUUGGGCCGCAGAAGACUUGAACGAGGGUGCAAUGGCUAUUUACCGAGUCUGAGGACAGAUUGUACUGGAAACCCAUUUGCGCAGACUGCAUCAUAAUGAUGCUCUGCCAUCCUACUGUAUACCUUCUCACAUUGACUUGACUGGAAAACAUUUGUGUGUGGCACCAUGAGUAAAUACCCAAGUUCGAAGAAUAUAGGCCUAUUCACUUUUCCACAAACUUUGCUGCCACAGAUUGAUAAUUAAGAAGCUUUUCCUGUGUAAAAUCAUCGUUUGCAGGGUUCCAAUUCCAAACCAAGGAAUACUUUAGUUCCGCAGAAAGUUUAUUCAACAAGUAGGCCUAGUUAUAUCAAGUUUCUCUAUGGAGCAGUUUAUUUAGUUUGUCCCCAUUAAUUUAAAAUUGGUUUUUAUAUUUUGUGACUUCCAUUUAUUUUGAUACCACCUCAAUACCCAGGUUAUGUAAUAUAAUUUAGUUGUAAUUUUAUAUUGUACUUAUUAAUGUAUUGUUGUUCAAAUAUGUACUGUAUCAGAGUGAAAUUAUUUCAGUCAGUUUAUAAAUUUAUGUAUACAGUACAUUUAAUCAGCAUUAUAUUCUCAAUUUUUAAAGAAAUUAAAAUACUUUUUUUCUCAUGCUUAAAAUAAAAGCAAAAAUUAAAAGAAAUUGUUAUUUAUUAGUGCUUUCAGCUAUUUUGCAAUAAACUUUGAAUAUUAUAUAAAAUAUAAUAUAUAUAAUUAAUUCAAUAUAUUUAUGUCAAUCAUGGUCUUUCUUUUUCUUCAUUUCUAAAUCUUUCAUUAAGUUGUAUUAAUUAAGCUAUUCUUUAACAUUCCCAUAUAUAAUGGUGUACUUUUUCUUGUUUCAAACAAAUGAAUAUGUAAAUGUAUUGUUAUUGUUAAAAUGUAUUUAUUAUGCUAACUUAUUAAUGAAAUGUAGUGAUUGUUUUAUUUACUUCCAAAUCUUAAUUUGUGUGACUUUAAACUUGGCAAUGAGUAUAAACUGUACUAUUGGGGUAACUCACACAUCUAUAAUGUUUAUAUUAAUAUCUUAAAUCUUAUUAUUAAAGUUAGCAGGCAUUUUCUGCUAUCUCGCAACUAUAUCUUCCAUUUGUAAAAUAUUAUUUUGCACCACUGGUGCUGUUGGUUUACCUUUUCCCAUAAUAAAAAUCUGUCAUGUAUUAAUAAUGUUCAUGCUAAUGUCACUAGAGUGUGGUUUAUUAUUGUUUUCCAUUGCCUAAACAAUUCCAAGUGUAAUGGUCACUAUUAAACGAUUGUACUAUUUAACAUACAUUAGUGCUACUUAUAUUUAUUUUUUUUUUUAAUAUUUAAGAUAGUUACUGUAUAAAGUAUUCAACAAUCUUAUAUUUUUUACCAAUACAACAAUCAUUCCUUAUUUAAAAGAUUUCAUUGGUACUUAAACGUAUUCCACAGAACCUUUAUAGUAUGAAUAAUGUAGAAAUUGUUAAUUAUUAUAAUAAUGAUCAUUUUGCUAUAUAUCUAUCACUAUGAUUGUAUCUUAAUGUUUAUGGUCACAUAAUUUAUAUAGUAUUAUCAUCAUCAUCAUCAUCAUUGUCAAUAUUAUAGUUAGUGAUAAAAUUAUAUUAAAUGCUCGUCUUAGGCCCAGUGGCAUAUCUAGGAGUGUUAAAGUGGGGGAGCGCAAAGGUCACGGGGGAGGCCUCGAUGAUUAGGUGAGGGACUCUGUCUUGUAUAAUAAGGUAAUUUUAGGUGAUUUUUAAUUACUUGAGCGUGAUUUUUAUUUGGGGGGUGGGGGCGAGAAUUUAUUGGAGGGGUGUGUGCACCCCCUAGAUACGCCACUGCUUAGGCCAGUCACUUGUGUGUGUCCUUAUUAGACAGGGCACCUUGGUCAAGUUUCCGAAUUCUAAUUUGAUACCUGGUAGACUUAAGCUCUGUUCAGACUGCUAUACGUCCAUAUUUAGUCAUGAUGUGCCUAUAUAUGGUCAUGAUGUGAUGUCAUCAUGAUCAAAUAGAAUUUGAUAGUCUGGACAGGAUUUUCCGUGGCAAUGGACUGAUAACUAUUUACAGCAUAAUAGAAUUCUCUCCAUGGAGCUAAGUAUGUGUUCUGUAGGUAUUUGAUCCAGUGACCGGGGGUAAUAAUUUAAUAAAGCAGUGCCGUAUCCCGAAUAACUACUGUAUUGGUGUGGGGGGAGUUGGUGGGAUGUGCAAAAAUUGACUAAAUGGGUAUGGAGGUUACCUAGAUUUCCCAAUGGGGUCAGGGAUUGGGGUUCCAAACACUUCAGUCAGUUUCACCCUCAUAAUCCACGAAAAGUAUAUAAUAAUAUGACUAUCUAUACAAAAAAUAACAAAUUUUAUAUAACCUUUUUUUUUUUAUUUGAUUGCAUCCCACUGCAUAUGUGCCUGUAAAGCAUAUUAUGGCAUUUUCGUUGGUAUUGUAGACUAUUUAAGACCAACAUAUAAACUAUAAAAAUUUAAAUGUCUGGUACAAGUAAUUCACAUGUUGUAACAGUAAUGUACAAAACAUUGAUCAAUAAACAAUGAUUUAUUGUUAUACUGUAUAUUCAUAUUAAAUAGGGAAAGAUAUUCUAUUUUGGUUUUCCUCGACCUGUGAGCAUGUAUGAUAUUUUUUGUGAUAUAUUCAUGGUAUUCGUAUUCAUUGACAAUAAUGUAAGAAUAUUCUAGUUUGGUUUGAAGGGGGAUAGAAAUGUUGUGUUUAUAUGUAUAUCAUGCUCUAUAAUUUAAGUUAUUGUGGUAGUUAUAUCUGGGGUGCUGCACUGUUCAUAUCGCAGUUACUGACUUCUUCUUUGCAUUGUACAAUAAUGUAAGAAUAUUCUAGUUUGGUUUGAAGGGGGAUAGAAAUGUUGUGUUUAUAUAUAUAUAUCAUACUCUACAAUUUAAGUUAUUGUGGUAGUUAUAUCUGGGGUGCUGCGCUGUUCAUAUCGCAGUUACUGACUUCUUCUUUGCAUUGUACUGUAUAAAAACACUUGUCUCUUUUUUCUGGUGUAUUAUUUUGUAGCCAUGUGCAAUACAGUAUCUGUACUUAAGUGAAGAAAACAAAAAAAAAAUCCUUGAAAAAUAAAGAUGGAAUGAUUAUA
Molecule: messenger RNA, 6677 nt
Organism: Anneissia japonica
Lineage: Eukaryota; Metazoa; Echinodermata; Crinoidea; Comatulida; Comatulidae
Product: RUN domain-containing protein 1-like
Exons: 13
Coding region: 1499-3193 (564 amino acids)
Source: RefSeq, a predicted model, not a curated record